AUGGGAUGCAUGUGGUUAUUUGAUUUGGAUCAUCCUCAGUUUUCCGUUCGACUGUUUUACUUUAUACCACCGUAUGCACACUUUUUCUCUUUAGAGCACUCUUUUUCCGUCUUCUUAUGUUCUCUACAGGUUCGGGUCAUGGAGUCUGUUUUGGAAACCAACGUGUCUUUCAAGGAAUCGGUCCUGGUAUCAUUAGAUAAUGCGAUUUCCGAACGAAAUCCCAAUGAAAUCAAACGUUUGCUCCUAUCUGAUGAUGCAGUGGCGCUAAUAACCGAUAAUCUCAGUGAAAUUGUGAGCUGUACAUGUAAAUGGAUAUGCAAACUGCACACUUCUGCUGGUGAUAAUGUCCUACUCUCAUUGGUGGAAUUUCUUGAGACUCUUUCCUUUCGGUUUGACGUGGGUGAAUGCUUGCUUCUAGUUACAGGGCAGCUGGGGUUAUUGCGUGGCAAACCCGCUUCCAUGUGGCUGUUGAAACCGCUUGCACACUGUGUGAUGGCGUCCGGUUUCACCAGAUUUUCCCGGAUAACCCCCGUCCUUGAUGAAAUUACCCAAAACCUGUCCCUCCUCACCAGUUCCGGCUCCCACUUACAACAUCUUUUUUCUUAUACCACUUCCGCUGUUGAUUUUUACACCCAUAUUUUGACGGGAUAUCCUUUUGGUGAGGUUGGUAAUAGAGACAGUUAUAUUUUAAGACAUAUUUUGUUCCUCUUCUCUUGCCCGUUCAUUCUUUUGUCCGAUGUACCCGGUAUUCAAGAUCUUCUACACCGGACUCUUCAGUUAAUACCCAAAUUGUGCUGUUGUUCACUGUACAAAUUUUUCAUAGAGUCAUACGAAGAACUGUGCCUUAGUUGCCCUCGUCCGGAUUCUAAUGGUACACCAGCCUUUAUUAUGCUCCCGGCGUGGUUGCGAAUUUUAUCGUAUUUAUUUUUCAACGUCACUCCACAUGUUCAUAACUUUUGGCCUCUAGUUUUCUCCCGUGAUUACCACUUUGUUCUAGCGUACGAUUUGUUAAGAAAUAUUCUCAAUGUGGACAAUCGUUCUAUGUUCCUCGAACCCAAUACGCAUGCUGUAUUCAAGCCUAUGUCUGACUAUGUUUACGACUCUGUUCAGUUAUAUGCAAUAAGUGUUCUCUUGAAACUGGUUUCAAUUUGCAAUCAUCCUCUCUCUUUGGCUUGGUGGACCGAGAAAAAUGUUAUUUUACUCGAUAUAUUGAAGCAUCUCGCUAUCAGACCGGUUUCUGGAGAGUCAUUGCCCAGGAUUGUCACCGAGGCAGUUGCAGCUGUUGACCGACUGUUGUCCCUAAGCACAUAUUCAGCACAGUUCCACUUGUUUUCUCGGCUCUUGAAACCGAAUCAUUCCCAGGAACAUCACGGUUGGCGCGGCCACCUCAUUACCGUUUGUAAAGAUUACAUUCACAAGGCCUGGAUGGAUUGCCUAGAACGUGACAUCAAGUCUGUCAUACAUGAUGAACGAGCACGUGGCGAAGAGGAGGUGACGCUACCUCUCCACACCAACACUUUGGGUCAUUUGUGCGAAUUGAUUUUCGUUUACCCAAUUCCAUCUUCCCGGGAUCCGCUAAUUGACCAAAGUAGUUGGGUUUUGGCUGCUUUGAAUAUGGCCUUGUUUCUUUUGAUAAGAUGCGACGCAGUGAGAAAUGACCCAAGGAAUUCAGUGGACUGCCAGUCUGUUUUAGAUGGCUUGCUCCGAAAGAGUGGGCUAGACUCACAUCUGUACGUCUCAUUCUUGCGGCCACUGAAUGCCGAACUGAGUACCGAAUUACAGCGGUACGAAGCGCAGAUACACGUUCUGGAGACGGAGUCCUCCAAGACAGAUUGUAACCAAAAGGAAAAAAGGCGGCUACUUGGACAGUUAGAUGUAGCAAACUCCACUAUGUUGCGCUUACGGCUGAUGCGGAUUACCUUGGAUCGCGUGAAUAAGGCUCUCAAGGACUGUUCAGUCACUUUCAGUGUAUAA
This is a messenger RNA of Dicrocoelium dendriticum, 1974 nucleotides long. NCBI's taxonomy places the organism in Eukaryota, Metazoa, Platyhelminthes, Trematoda, Plagiorchiida, Dicrocoeliidae. The record is from the annotation of a GenBank genome assembly.